AUGAAGAGUUUUCCCUUCCUUGUCCUUGUAGUGAUCUGUGGCCUGGGAGGAUUGGGGCAGAAGCUGAAGGCAAAGAAAAGGAGCAAUGAUGAAGAAAUCUUUUUUCGGACUAAAACCAAAGACGUUUGCACGAUGAGCAUAAGUGGAGAUGAGGAGAUGAAGCUGAGAAUUGAGUGCAAAAGCCAAGGCAUGUCCUACUGGUGUGAAUUCACUGGCAAGCCAUCAGUCUGUCGUUCUUACAGGAACAAUCCAAAGAUUUACUGGAAUCAGAUUGCCAGGGAACUUAGGAAGCUCCCGCAUGCCUGUGAAUCCACGGAAGUGUUGGAGAUCACCAUGUGCCAAAGGGCUCCCACUGAGGCUUUCAUGAGGCAAAUAGCUGCUGGGAUGGAGGCAGAAGAUCUGGCAGCCCAGGACAGAUCAGUCCAGACAACUUCCACUUCUGUGAGGGGAGCAGGAAAAAGCUCUGUUAGCCAAGUAGGGAAACCUCCAAUAUUACCUCUUGUGAAACCAGCCCAUCACGGGCAAGGGUCUGAAAAAGAAACAGAAGCAAUGAAAUGGGCACGGGAAUAUUGCUGGGAAUCCCUGCAUGAUUUCUGCUCCUACAUUAUUGGCAUCUUUAGAGAUUAA
Molecule: messenger RNA, 627 nt
Organism: Calypte anna (Anna's hummingbird)
Lineage: Eukaryota; Metazoa; Chordata; Aves; Apodiformes; Trochilidae
Gene: FGFBP2
Product: fibroblast growth factor binding protein 2
Exons: 1
Coding region: 1-627 (208 amino acids)
Biological process (GO): cell-cell signaling
Molecular function (GO): growth factor binding
Source: RefSeq, a predicted model, not a curated record